AUGUUAGGUGCUGCCGGAGUUCUGAUUGGCUACCCCUUGGACACUGUUAAAGUUAAAAUCCAAACCCAAGAUCCCACAAAGGGUCUUCAAUACAGAGGAACUUUCCACUGCCUCUCCGAGAUAUUUAAACAUGAAGGGGUAAAAGGAUUAUACAGAGGCAUGUCUUCUCCAUUGGCUGGAGUAGCCGGCAUCAACGCAAUCACAUUUGGUGUUUACGGAAACGUUCUUCGACAAAUGAACGAUCCAGAUUCGGUUAAAUCAGUUGCUUUAGCUGGUUCAACGGCAGGCUUGGUUCAGACGCUUAUUGUGUCGCCAAUGGAGCUUGUGAAAACUCAGAUGCAAGUAGGAGGGGAAACCAGCAUUUCUGGAACCCUCAAACAUAUUUAUCAAGCUGCUGGGGCUUCUGGUCUUGCUAGAGGAAUGGGAAUAACUUUCACAAGAGAGGUUCCUGCGUUUGGAAUCUACUUUGGUGCUUAUGAAAUCAUGAUCAGAGAGUUUGGAGAGAGCACUAUGGUGAUCCUAGCAGCUGGUGGAAUGGCUGGUGUUCUAUCCUGGGUCUUCACCUACCCACAGGAUGUGAUAAAGUCUCGACUCCAAGCAGAUGGGUUUGGUGCAAAACAAAAGUACUCAGGAGUAAUGAGUUGUUUAAAGAUGAGUUUGGCUCGGGAGGGUCAUCAGUUCCUAUCUCGUGGUCUGGUAUCUACCGUCAUACGAGCCUUCCCCAUGAACGCUGCCACGUUCUUCGUCUACAGCCUUGUUAUGAAGACCUUCACCACCUUGAACGAGAAGGCGGAUGAGGUGUAUGACACCCUUAAGAGCUUGAAGGGUAGUGCUGAGAAGUUUAGUAGGAUAGAGAGAGUUCCGAACACGUGGAGCAAGAAGAAAAGAGAUCAACGCCUGGCAACUGUAACUACUGAUAUGCCUAAUAUUCUCCUUGUCAAGGAACAAGCAACAAAUAUUGCCCAGUGGAGACUUCACCCCGAAAGAAUACUCUACGCUUGUCCAACUGUACAUGAGGAUUUUGUCACAACAGAAUCAAAUCUUAACUUCAGGAACAAUUUCAACCAAUUCAACCAAUACUGGAUUGAGGAGGAGUCCAUGGAAGUAGUCCCAACAAUAAAGAGAGUGGAAGAGGACAGACCCUCCCUGCUGACCGAUGAGCAGGAGGCCUGCUGGAAAACUAAAAUACGUACCUCCGACUUCUUGCUGCCGACCAACCUACUCGCUAACAGCCAACUGGGCAGAAUAUACGGAUUCUAUUAUAUUGUCGCAUAGAACAAACUGGCCAAACAUCUACUAUUGGCCAGAACAGAAUAUAGGCUUGGCCAACACAGAAUAUAUACAUCGUAAAUAAUUUUGGCCGGUUAGGUCUUUUUAAUGUAAGAAAACGAAAACUAAAUUUUUACAUUAUAUAAUUGUUAGCUUAAGACAUACAGUGGGCCCAUUAACAAUAUGUAAUAAGAACACGACAUUUAAUCAAUGUAUAAUGGAUAUUGAUAAUUGAUAUUUUUAUCAGUGGCUUGAAAAUCAACUUUUAGAUUAAAUGGGUCUGUGAACAUUGCACAAUUUAUUUUCAUGUUCAUUGGACAAUUUAAAUUCAUUACUUGAGACGUACAGUCGUCUUACUUUUCCUCAGUUGUAUGGGUUCCACUGCAUUAUCUCAUCCAAGUUUAAGCAUUCACUUUACAAAAAAAGUCUAAGUGAUAGAUAGGCUAUAUAAGGCUAUUGAAGCCUUAUAUAGAUAGAAAAAGCAUGAAAAGUUGAAACUUGUAAGAAAAAAUAAUUUAUAAAAUUAAAACAUUAUUUUAUUAAUGCCUAGCAGUAGUAUUUUGUGUAGUUCAUAUUUGCAGGAUAAAAUUUAUAUAUAUGUAUAUAUGAAAUAUAUAUUUUAUAGAUUG
Eurytemora carolleeae is the source of this 1898-nucleotide messenger RNA. Its product is annotated as mitochondrial basic amino acids transporter. The transcript has 10 exons. Gene Ontology annotation, molecular function: high-affinity L-arginine transmembrane transporter activity. Gene Ontology annotation, cellular component: mitochondrion. Lineage: Eukaryota; Metazoa; Arthropoda; Copepoda; Calanoida; Temoridae. Gene Ontology annotation, biological process: mitochondrial L-ornithine transmembrane transport. The record is from RefSeq and is a predicted model, not a curated record. Bases 1 to 1275 code for a protein of 424 amino acids.